UCACACAUCUUUCUCAACUGUCUUCAGACAAGGAACACAACAACGAAACUUAACAAAAUGAAAUUCAUCAUCGCUCUCGCUUUUUUGGCCGUGGCUUUGGCUGUGCCACAAGGCGAUAAGAAGCCCAUUGAGAUUGUUUCAUCCAACAGCGAAAUGAACGCCGAUGGCAGCUACUCUUUUAAUUUUGAGAGCGCCGAUGGCACAAAAGUGUCAGAGAGUGGCAACCAGAAGAAAGUCGGACCCAAGGAUGAGGAUAUUGGAACUGUCUCCAAAGGAUCUUACUCUUACACCAGCCCCGAUGGCGUCGUCCUCACUGUCAACUGGGUUGCUGAUGAGAACGGUUUCCAGGCCACCGGUGAUCAUUUGCCCACUCCUCCCCCGAUGCCCGAGCACGUCGUCAAGCUGUUGGCUGACUUAAAGGCUGCCCGUCUUCUGUAAGCCUGUACAUAUAUCCCCCAUCAACUUGAAGCCACUCGGAAAAAUGUU
Daphnia carinata is the source of this 486-nucleotide messenger RNA. Its product is annotated as endocuticle structural glycoprotein SgAbd-3-like. The transcript is spliced from 3 exons. Gene Ontology annotation, cellular component: chitin-based extracellular matrix. The record is from RefSeq and is a predicted model, not a curated record. Gene Ontology annotation, molecular function: structural constituent of chitin-based larval cuticle. Bases 58 to 438 code for a protein of 126 amino acids. Lineage: Eukaryota; Metazoa; Arthropoda; Branchiopoda; Diplostraca; Daphniidae.